AUGGGCCAGUGUCUGAGGUACCAGAUGCAUUGGGAGGACUUGGAAGAGUACCAGGCCCUGACCUUCCUGACCAGAAAUGAAAUUCUGUGCAUCCACGACACCUUCCUGAAGCUCUGCCCUCCUGGGAAGUACUACAAGGAGGCAACACUGACCACGGACCAGGUCAGCUCCCUGCCAGCCCUGCGGGUCAACCCCUUCAGAGACCGAAUCUGCAGAGUGUUUUCCCACAAUGGCGUGUUCUCCUUUGAGGAUGUGCUGGGCAUGGCCUCUGUGUUCAGCGAACAGGCCUGCCCCAGCCUGAAGAUUGAGUAUGCCUUUCGUAUCUACGAUUUUAAUGAAAAUGGCUUUAUCGAUGAGGAGGACCUGCAGAGGAUCACCCUGCGGCUGCUGAACACGGACGACGUGUCUGAGGACCUGCUGAUGGACCUCAUGAAGCACGUCCUGAGUGAGUCCGAUCUGGACAACGACAACAUGCUGUCCUUCUCUGAGUUUGAACACGCGAUGGCCAAGUCUCCAGAUUUCAUGAAGUGAGGUGUUCUGGAGGGGUAGGGACUGCCCAGAAUAGUGCUAAGGGGGUGUCUAAGUCUUCCUUAGACUCCUCUUCCUCUGUAACAGCCCAGCACAUAAGGGGGUGGCUAAGGGGGUGUCUCAGUCUUCUCAAGGAGGAUGUGAGUUUCCAGGACACUUGGCAGAUUCUUCCAGACUCAGUAAA
Molecule: messenger RNA, 712 nt
Organism: Nycticebus coucang (slow loris)
Lineage: Eukaryota; Metazoa; Chordata; Mammalia; Primates; Lorisidae
Gene: CIB4
Product: calcium and integrin binding family member 4
Exons: 6
Coding region: 1-531 (176 amino acids)
Molecular function (GO): calcium ion binding
Source: RefSeq, a predicted model, not a curated record